Messenger RNA from Rhodotorula toruloides NP11, 3414 nucleotides. RefSeq names its product CDK inhibitor PHO81. Lineage: Eukaryota; Fungi; Basidiomycota; Microbotryomycetes; Sporidiobolales; Sporidiobolaceae. Bases 1 to 3414 code for a protein of 1137 amino acids. Gene Ontology annotation, molecular function: protein binding; phosphoric diester hydrolase activity. Gene Ontology annotation, biological process: lipid metabolic process. The transcript has 6 exons. The record is from RefSeq and is a predicted model, not a curated record. Gene Ontology annotation, cellular component: nucleus; cytoplasm.
AUGAAGUUCGGCAAGACGCUCCAGCAGCAGAUCUUUGCGCAGAACGGAUUCGAGGGAUGGGCCGCGUACUUUUGCGACUACAAAGGGCUGAAAAAGAUCAUCAACUCGCUCGCGAAAGGCCGACCAGCCGAUGCCGCCCUCCUCGCAGCCGGCGUACGCCCUCCCCGACCCGAAGCAGAGGAGCAGCUCCCCGUCGAGGCGACAUCGACGGAGGCGCAGCUCUUUGCGCACGCGUCGACUGCGAACGGAGUUGUGGGAGGGGAAGGACCGACGACAUUGUUGCAGGCUCACAAGGCGGCGUUCUUCUUCAAGCUUGAGCGCGAGCUUGAAAAGAUCAACGACUUCUACUACCAGCGCGAGUCGGCGCUGAAAGUCCGCCUCCGCACCCUCAUCGACAAGCGCAAGCUCCUUACCUCUUCGCUCUCCGAACCGAACGGCAAAGUCAAAGCCUUGAGUCGCGACAGCAGCAGCUUCCGAGCGCUGUACGAAGGUUUCCGGAACUUUGAGCGCGACCUCGGACGCCUGCAGACCUACAUCGAGCUGAACGCGACUGCGUUCCGCAAGAUCUGUAAGAAGUGGGACAAGGCGUGUAGGAGGCAGGCGGACCGGUUUGGCGAUACGAGGCCGCAGCAAGGUCAGCCGGAUGGACAGCUCUACCUCGCGCGACAAGUCGAAGUCCAGCCCGUCUUCAACCGCGAGUUCAUCGCUCAACUCUCCGACGUCGCCUCGGCCAACCUCCUCUCGCUCGAGAACCUCGUCGGCGGAGAGGCGCAGCGUGGAGGUGCGGCGGCCCUCGCGGAUGGGAGCAGCAUCGACGGCACGGUUCGCUCGGCACCUCACCUCCCGACGCUGUUCGACCGCGCCGACCGCGCAGAGGCGCUCGAGGACCUCGAAACGGCCCUCGUGUCGGCUGUCAAGGCGGGUGACAAGACGGUUGUCGAUGAGGUCCUCGGUCUGCUGUUGCCGAACGAGGGCGACUCGGCGGAGGGAAAGGGACCGGUGUCGAGGAUCCUGUGGCGCGCAGCUUUGGAGGAGCCGGCAGUGCAGGCUGAAGCGGAAGUGACGCCGAACGGAGCGGAGCCCAAAACAGGCGGCGCCUUGAUCGCUCAGGACCUGCUCGACUUCACCUUCGUCGAUGACAUCAACGGCCGAACGGCGCUCCACGAGUCAGCAAGCGCUGGACGGCUCGCGCUUGUCGUCGCAUGCCUCGAGAAGGGUCUCUCGGUCGCACAGGCAGACGUCUACGGCCGACAACCGUUGCAUUACGCGGCGAUGAACGGCCACGCCGGUGUCUGCCGAACACUCCUCGGCGCACAAGCGAGCCCGACGACGGCAGACCUCGACGGCUACUCGCCCAUCAUCUAUUCGAUCACGAACGGCUGGACGUCGGUCGUCGAGACCUUCCUCGCGGCCGGCGUCAGCUUCGAGUCGCCCGCUCCCGGAGGCGCAGACCAGCUCAAUGCGCUCUCGCUCGCGUGCCAGUACGGCCACGAGGCAAUCGCGCGACUGCUGCUCGAGCGCGGCGCGCAGAUCGUCCCGAACCCGGCAGGGUAUUGGCCGCAACACCUCGCAGCACGGGAGGGCCACGCAGGCGUGCUCAAGCUCCUCGUCGACGCGCUCAAGAGCGACGGCUUGUCGGUGCAGGACAAGUACUCGCAGGCGACGCCGCUGCAUCAUGCGGCGAGCGAGGGUCAUGCGGAGUCGGUGAAAAUCCUCCUUGCGGCGGGUGCGGACGUCCACGCGGUCGACGAGUUCAAGCGGACGCCGAUCCACUACGCCGCUUGGCAGGGUCACAUCGAGUGCGUCAACCUGCUCAUUGACCACGGCGCGACGAAGGCGUCCGCGGCGGCGACGGCUGAGCAGGAGGAGCGGGAGGGUGCUCGCGCGACGGCUUCGACGUCAACGAUGGACAUGGACCCUCUCGCCGACGAGCUCGAAGCCGACUUGAUCCCCUCGCUCUCCCUCCCUCCGCCCAUCAUCCCCUUCCGCAUCUACGGCCACAACUACCUCGGCGACGCCAAGUGCCUCGUCCACAUCACACUCGGCCACCCCAACACCACUCUCGCUCCUUACCCUCCGCCUGUCCGACUCAUCGACCAACCCGGACACGGCCAUCCCGCCUCGCUCAAGCUCGUCAUCACGCCCAAACCCGAUUCUUCCGGCACCUCGAUCCCUCACUCCGUCAUCCUCCCGCUCUCAGACGACCGCGAGGUCUUCUCGUUCCAGGUCGACACGCUCGCCGACUUUUCGCUCGAGUUCGACCUCUUCCCGACUUUCGGCUCGAAGAUGAUCGGCAAGGCCGUUGCGGUCCCUGCGACCUUUGACGACCUGAAGAGCCAGGGCUCGUACGUCGUCCCGAUUGUCGACCCGCAUCUCAAGGUCGUCGGCGACAUUCCGUUCGAAAUGAACGUCGUAAAGCCUUUCGGCCGCGCGCAGCUGCAGAUCGGCGGGCAGUUCGAGGUCUACUGGAAGACGACGACCUCGCUGCAGACUGUUCCUGUGCCCGGCGACGCGGGUCAGAACACGUCGUCAGUCGUCACUGCGUCGUCGCUGUCGGGCGAGCACGUCCGCAUCGUCGUCCAAGUCACCAAGGACGGCCACCCCGUCGCUUACCCGCUGUGGAAGCUGCCAGUCGACGGGCUGGACAUUCACGUCGCGGAUGUCACGCUCGAGCAGUUUGAGGCGCUCGCGCGGAGACUCGGCAAAACGCUCGACCCGGCAAAGGUCAAGAACCAGGAGGACCCGUCGGCUUGGCAUCGGGCUAUUGCGGACGCACUGAUACCGCUCGAGGAGCUGCUGACGGUCCUGCCCGCCUCACUCGGCGUCAACCUCGAGCUGCGGUAUCCGACCCGAUCAGAUGUCCGCCGACUCGCCCUCGCACGCACGCUCGAGGUCAACGAGUUCGUCGACUCGGUCCUCACGACCGUGUACAAGUCGAUUCAGACCAGCCCAUCCUCUUCCGAACCCGAAUCUUCGACUGCUCACCGCCGAGUCGUCCUCUCGUCCUUCAACCCCGUCGUCUGCACCGCACUCAACUGGAAGCAGCCGAACUUCUCCGUCUUCUUCGCCUCGUACUGCGGCCUCUCUCGGACAGGCAACGCGGGCGGCGGCGUUGCAGGCGACAUCACCCAGCCCGGCCGACUCGUGCCGGCGAACCGCGUCGAGGAGGACAGGCGGUGUACAAGCAUUCGCGAGGCGGUCAAGUUCGCGCGGGCGAACAACUUGCUCGGCAUCAUGCUCGACGCGACGAUGCUGGUCCAAAUACCCAGUCUCAUCCAGUCUGCGCGCGAACACGGUCUACUCAUCACGACCUUCGGUACCGCAAGUCGCGUUGUCCACGCCGACGCCCACAUGGCCGAUGGAGUCCUCUCGUACGCGACGAGCGACUUCCUCAAGCAGACUAUGGCGAACUGA